Messenger RNA from Entrophospora sp. SA101, 221 nucleotides. Lineage: Eukaryota; Fungi; Glomeromycota; Glomeromycetes; Entrophosporales; Entrophosporaceae. The record is from the annotation of a GenBank genome assembly.
CCACCGCAACUACAUCACCAACAACUGUAAGCUCUGCGGCAACUACAUCACCUUAUUCAACUGCUACUGCCACCACUGCCAUUGGUACAGCAAAUACUUCAUCAUCAUCAGCUUACAAUGCUAACGCAACAAGUUCUGCUGCAUCUACAUCAUCAUCUUCAUAUGAAGAUAAAAAACAACCUACAUCUUAUCAUGCAGUUCCACCACCAGACUUCUUAUGA